Molecule: messenger RNA, 234 nt
Organism: Lobosporangium transversale
Lineage: Eukaryota; Fungi; Mortierellomycota; Mortierellomycetes; Mortierellales; Mortierellaceae
Exons: 1
Source: RefSeq, a predicted model, not a curated record
ACACAAACAAACGAAGUGGCGAGAGACAUGUUGAACGAUGAACAACGGCAACUGAUGACACGGAUCGUCCUUAAUUCCGGACGUUAUUUUGUGUCGGGACCAGCGGGCACGGGGAAAUCGACUCUUCUGCGUGCUCUUUGCGAGGUAGUACGUGAACACGGAGUGUAUGAACCCAUACGCCUUGCACCCUCUGGCGUUGCAGCAGCGAACAUUUCAGGGCAAACUAUCCAUAGC